Messenger RNA from Desarmillaria tabescens, 3309 nucleotides. RefSeq lists its product as uncharacterized. The record is from RefSeq and is a predicted model, not a curated record. Bases 1 to 3309 code for a protein of 1102 amino acids. NCBI's taxonomy places the organism in Eukaryota, Fungi, Basidiomycota, Agaricomycetes, Agaricales, Physalacriaceae. The transcript has 5 exons.
AUGCCCAACUGGUUUUCGAAGGCGAGCACUGCUCUCGCCAUCUCUUUUGCGACCCUCUCGAACGUUCGACCGGGGCGCCUUUUUGUGGAGGACCCCAAUGUCAAAGCCCCAUGCUGGUUUUCCCGCAGAAACACAGACCUUUUCCACGUCCCCGCGCAGAUCCUGCGUAUCCUGGUCCAAGUCAUCCUCGCCCCCAUUUACCUUUUGACCCCGUACGUCGUCUAUGAUCAGAUAUCGAACUACACCAGUGCAUCUUGGGCCUUCGAACUCACAUCUACGCCUGAUGCGGUACUAACCACGGCUCCAGGCGGUGGUGCGGGAGCAUACGCACCCACAGGUUCUACUCCACGGUGGUUGCUGAGCGUCCAGAUCGUAGAUGGUGAGAUUACAGGCGUACAACAAGUUGCGUGGUCGGAGGAGGUCAGGAACCGGGGUUACACCGCGCUUAGCUAUCCAAUGGAUAGCGCAUACGUAUUAUUCCAGGAGGCCGGAUUGACUGUGGAGGCUCCGUCGACAGAGAAACGGCGGUUCACAUUAAGGGACCGAAAACGCAUCGCUGAAAGACUCCUCAUCGAGUACUGCUCUGCGACUCGUGAUACGGGCAACCACACCGAGUUUAUAUGGCUGGACGAAUUCUGCUUGUCCGAUAUUACACAGCCUGAGGACAGUCCAGAGAGAUCCCGAGAGCUCGGUCGUCUUGCUGAUAUCUUUCGCAACGCAUCCCAAGUCGCCGUCUUCUGCCAUGAGGAGAAUUGUGACCAUACCUCGACUACCUGCAUCUGGGGUACGCGCCUCUUCACUAUCGGCGAAAUUCUCCACGCCUCGGCAGUCAUCCGCCUCACCAGGCGGCGACAGCAGGACCCAUCACGUUCACUGAAGACCCACGCGUACAGGGACACUGCUCGUGCCUUCCGCGAGCAGAUGCAGACCAAGGCCGCAUAUGAUAACCGUUGGCAUCUGUACGCCAUCAUGCAGCACUCGACCAAUGCCGGCUCAGUUUCUUGGCAGAACGCUAUUCAUGCACUCGUAGUCGAAGCUAUCACUCGGGACCUUGCCGGGACAGGAUUCGAGGAACAUAAGUUCCUCGGGAAGGCAUUGAAUGGGUUGUUACCUCGCCGGGCGCGGCUCGAGGACCUGAAAGGAGAAGAUGGAUGGACGGAUCUUGCUUGGCUGUUGGAGCUAAACCAAGGAUUUUACAAUGCGGCAAGCUUGGCGGCGGUUUGCAGCUUGGGAGCAGGCGGUUGGCUGGGACCUCCCAUUCGACCUUUAGCAGGGAACGAAAGGCUUGAACCAAUCGUCCAUGCGUUUCCGGUGGGAAUGACAGAAGGCAUGGGUAUCAUGACUCCGCUGUGUGUCAUCGGAAGCAAGACAGUAGGGUUGCGAGAUUCACUGGAAAGAGAUCCCCUUGGGCUGUACAACAACAAGGACAUGCGCGGGCUUAAAUGGCUGUCUCUGUUCAUCCUCUUCUUGUUAUGGGUGAUUGGACUGGCCAUGAUUAGCGUAAACUGGAAUUUCUUCGUCGCAAUUGUUUGGAUCAGCUCCAGCGUAUUCGUCAUACUUGAAAUGAUGGUAGGAACGAUAUACCUGCAGCGUGAUGGGUGGAUAUUCCUCGACGAUAGCAUCUGGGGACACGAAACUCAGCAACGCCUUGGUAUGCAAGAUCCAAAACUCGCAGAGCUCAUUGAGUGGGGAGACCGCCAGCUCAUCCCGAAUUGGAGCCCGCCCGGUGAGAAGAAGGAGCAGAGGAGCAACGGGACGUUAUUGGACUUGAAUAACGGGGUGAUGAUGAAGGUCCUCGUGUCGGAUAAGCCCAGUGUCGCGUCGAACAAGCCCGACGCCCUGAUUGCGCUUGCGAUCCACGGCUGCGGGGUGACGUCCAUGCUCGUGAAUCGAACAGAAGAUCCGGAGGACAUUGUGAGAAAGGUUGGUAUGUGCAAUGUUCCACCGUAUGUGUUGGCGCAGACGGUCCGCUCUGGCACAUUGUGUAUUGGCAUUCCUUCAGAAAUCAAGGAAAGCAGAGACACUCAACGGUAUCUUACAGAAUUUUUGGUGCACAUACUUUCAGAUAGCCUGUUCCUUAUGGACCUUCUUCCCGGAACCAAGCGACACGUAACGCCUCGUGUUUCCAUCUUGAAGAUGUAUGGCUCACGCCUAACCCCAGGAUCACGAAUAUUUCGAAGAUGCUUCACCUCCACUCACGUUCCCCAAAGAGUGUUCAUCCUACCCGACUUCCGAAAUUUCGACACCCACAUCCCCGACAAUGCCAACGCCGUGCGUUUUCGCGACAAAGACAAAGACAUAUCCCAGGUCUUCCGAUGUUUCAAAAACGUCGAACACCUCCAAUUCUUGGAAAAGAACAUGUCAUUCGUCUUUGAUGACCCUUUGCUAAUGGAUACUCUUACCAAGAUGCCUCUCAAAUCAUUGUACUUCCAAUCAGCCAUCUUCCACGAUAUCAACCAUCUCUGCUCGUUCAUACGCCGCUUUCCAACCGUAACAGAGCUUUACUGCUCGCGCCUACGUCUUCACCAGAAGAGGCCUCUUCGGAGAUCGCUCCUGGUAGACGAGGGACCGGCCCUUCAAACAAUCCGAAUGGACAGUGAUGACCUAUGGCACGCAGCUUUAGACGGAUCCUUCGGGACCAUUAACGAGAUCCGCAACAUUACCGUGAUGGAUGUGAAGUACAAGCAACUGCCCGAUAUAGGCCUGUUCCUCCAAAAGACUGCCCAGGAAGGUAACCUCAAGAAAUUCAAUAUGAGGCAUAUGCACGGGUUCGACGUCAGAGGCGCGUUAGCUUCGAUUUCUCACUUUUUCCGCUCUGACCUUGCUUCAGAUAGGGCUAAGGGUAACUCAUCAUGGAAGCGAAACCCCGCUCCUCUCGAACUCUCACAUCUGAAGUCCCUCGGCAUUGACAUCCACGGACGGUAUAAACUCAUCGGCAUCAAGCAACCAGUCGUCAUAUUAAAAUGGUGGAUAGACAUGUUGAAAAAUUUGGCUGAGAAGGGUCAAGCGUCGAAUCUCAAGGACCUGACAAUCGUCGUAGGAAUAUGCAAGCCAGAGCCAUAUGUCGUUGAAGACCUGGAUGGAACAUGGCGGCUGCUCGAUUACCUCUUAACGCAGGACUUCCCUGCAUUCAAGUGGCUGCGCGUGGUGAUCAAGGUGUUCCAACCUACGACCAUAGAGAAUGGAGAAAGCCACAAGAAAAUUAUAGAAGAAAGUUGUCCUCGUUUGCUGGAGAGAAAGAUGAUUAGGGUCGGGUGUGGACACGUACAGUCUAGUAACAAUUUGUACACGAUGAAUAAUUUAUUUUGA